AUGUCAAACCCCACUCGCACUCCAGGUCCAAACCACUCGCGUGCUCAAUCAACAUCACGUCUCUCUACUGUCCCGACUUCCGCCUCCAAAUCACGUCAGCUUUCACAUCUUCACGCUCAAUUAGCACAGUUGACUGCCAACAUGUCGGAUCUGGAGAACUUGUUACGAAUGACUGCAGUACAGGCGGAAGGUAUGAGAGGGCUGGGUGGGUAUGCUGGUGGAAUGUUCAUGGCAGCUUCCAAAGUGCUGGGCGAGGAGACCGUGAGCGGCAAUGGAGCUGGCGGUCAAGGAAGUGCUGAAAAGUAG
This is a messenger RNA of Ramularia collo-cygni, 306 nucleotides long. RefSeq lists its product as uncharacterized. The transcript is spliced from 2 exons. Lineage: Eukaryota; Fungi; Ascomycota; Dothideomycetes; Mycosphaerellales; Mycosphaerellaceae. Bases 1 to 306 code for a protein of 101 amino acids. The record is from RefSeq and is a predicted model, not a curated record. Gene Ontology annotation, biological process: attachment of spindle microtubules to kinetochore. Gene Ontology annotation, cellular component: DASH complex.